Lotus japonicus is the source of this 916-nucleotide messenger RNA. Its product is annotated as probable glutathione S-transferase. Gene Ontology annotation, molecular function: glutathione transferase activity. Gene Ontology annotation, biological process: glutathione metabolic process. Gene Ontology annotation, cellular component: cytoplasm. The transcript is spliced from 2 exons. NCBI's taxonomy places the organism in Eukaryota, Viridiplantae, Streptophyta, Magnoliopsida, Fabales, Fabaceae. Bases 97 to 765 code for a protein of 222 amino acids. The record is from RefSeq and is a predicted model, not a curated record.
UCAAGGUCUGUAAGAAAGACAUGAGAUUCCAUUGCCCAAAUGAUUAAUUUCAUUUAGAAGUUCAAAAGUCAAAGAGAAUUCAAGUUCAGUUCAGCCAUGGCCGGAAGUGAGGAAGAGGUGAAGCUUUUCGGAUCUGUGGGAAGCCCAUUUGUGAUCAGGGUUCAGAUUGCUCUCAAAUUGAAGGGAGUUGAAUAUAAUUACCAGGAAGAAACCUUGGGCAGCUUGAGUGAUACGCUCCUCAAAUUCAACCCAGUUUACAAGAUGGUUCCUGUGUUUCUUCACAAAGGGAAACCUAUUUCAGAGUCCCUUGUGAUCCUGGAGUACAUCGAUGAGACAUGGAAACACAACCCCAUCUUGCCUUCUGACCCUUACCAGAGAGCCAUGGCCAGAUUCUGGUCCAAGUUCAUAGAUGAUAAGUGCGUUGCUCCUGCUUGGAAAUCUGCUUUUAUGAUUGAUGAGAAGGAGCGUGAAAAGGCUGCUGAGGAAUUAUUUGAGGCUCUGCAGUUUCUUGAGAAUGAGCUGAAGGACAAGAAGUUCUUUGGAGGAGAGGAGUUUGGCUUUGUGGAUAUCGCUGCUCUUUUCAUACCUUUAUUUAAAGAAGUGGCUGAGUUCAAGUUGUUCACAAGUGACCAAUUUCCAAAGCUAUACAAAUGGAGCCAAGAAUUUUAUAACCAUCCAGUUGUGAAGGAAAAUAUGCCUUCUAAAGACCAACUUUUUGGUUAUUUCAAAGCUCGCUCCGCAACCCUUGCUGCCUCAAGAAAAUAGAUUGAGUUAAUUAUUGCUUUUGAAUUUCACUUUAGAAUGAAAUUUUAAUCUAUUAUUAUGUAUUUCUCCUGAACUUUUUUUUUGGUUGAAUCUAUUUCUCCUGACAUAAGAAUAAGGUGUCGGUACUAAUGGGUGGUUGGUUCAAGUGGUA